Messenger RNA from Schizosaccharomyces octosporus yFS286, 1787 nucleotides. RefSeq names its product signal recognition particle subunit. The transcript has 3 exons. Gene Ontology annotation, biological process: SRP-dependent cotranslational protein targeting to membrane. Gene Ontology annotation, molecular function: signal recognition particle binding; endoplasmic reticulum signal sequence receptor activity; 7S RNA binding. Gene Ontology annotation, cellular component: signal recognition particle, endoplasmic reticulum targeting. The record is from RefSeq and is a predicted model, not a curated record. The coding region runs from base 17 to 1687 and encodes 556 amino acids. Lineage: Eukaryota; Fungi; Ascomycota; Schizosaccharomycetes; Schizosaccharomycetales; Schizosaccharomycetaceae.
GCGAUGUAAUGGGUGCAUGAAGCAGUGCUUAGUAGAAAGGAUCGCGUGUGCAGAGCCAAAAUCUCAAAAUAUGGAAAAAGCAGGGUUUUAUCUGUUGCCUUUGCUUUUGGAGGCUCGCUCUGAUCAUUUUUAUGAAGGAACUGAGUAUAUCAGAUACUUAUCACAGCGCAUUCAUUCCCUGCGGAAAGCUUUAAGCAUUACUCAAAAAGGUGGAAAGCCAAAGACAUCAGCUGACAAAAGAUUCGCAGAAAUCCAACUGUUGAAUGCUGAUCGCGCAUUCCAGCAAUAUUCGUACUUGAGAUCUUCUCAGCGUCAACAUGCUCUUCGAAGAUUGAAACGGGGGCUGCAAGCCUCCAAGGAAUUGGUCUCUUUUUGUGAAUCAAAAGACCAUAGCAAUCACUUGUUUAUUCUAGAGGCUGCUGCUUUCAUGAAAUAUAUUGAAGGUACAUAUUUUUACGAAAAGCGAUUAUGGGAAGAUUCUUUGCACUCAUUCAGUUCUUCUCGAUUAGCAUUUCAACAAUUGCAACGAUCUGUAAAAGAGUUGUCGGACCACCAACGAGGAGUCUUAAAUGAAUUAGUUGGGCAAAUUGACUCUACCAUACGCUAUGUCGCCCAGCGAAACGGCUUAGAAAACCAGACAGAAUCAUUAGACGUUCUCAUGCUUGCAAACGUUUCCAAUGAAGAUUUGGUAGUUCAACAAAUUCGUUUUUUGAACCCUCAAUUGUUAGAAUCGAAUGCUGAAGACCAAGCUGGCACUUCUUCCAUUACCCGAGUUACCUGGCGUGAUCAAACCGUUCAGAUAACACACCCUGAAAUGGUAUUGGCUCUGUACGGUAUUCACGACGUUCAAGCAAGCACUGACAGCUCCACUACUGUAGAUGAUCGUUUGCUUGGUGCUUGGGCCAAUGCCGAGAAGACAACGAAAAGCAUUUUGGAUGGUAUUUCUCCAGAAAGUAACGAAUAUCAAGAACUUUCAAUUUGCUAUAGUUAUCUUGCAUACAACCUCAUUGUCCUCAAAAUUCAACGGGACAUUCGUACCCAGGAACAGCCAAUUGUCACGAAUUCAUUGGCUAAUUUAAGAGCUCAACAAAGCUUAUAUGACACAAUUAUUAAGAAUAUUGAAGCUGCCAAGAAUUUACCCGGUAUCGCAAAGGAUAAUGGCAUGAUGGUACAACUGGAAGCUCAAAUCGCUGUAGCUAAAGCGAGACGUUGCCAGGUUAUUGCCGAGGCGUAUCAAUCACAAGAUAAAGCAAAAGGACUUGCUAUGUGUAUUCGUGCAGGCCAUUAUUAUGAGCAAGCUAACGAUUGUCUACAUAAUUUUGAGGAAACCCCUCUGGAAAUCGCUUUCGAUAUUGUUGCAGAGUUGCAAACAAAACCUGAAGAUUUGAAAAAGAGAAUUCUACUUUUGCGAAGCUUGGCUUCUAUGGAGAUGAUUAAUCAAAAGCCUAAGGAUUUAUCGCUGGUCGAGUCUAUGAAUCAGUACAAUACGGAGUUGGAGAAACCCUUAAACUUAACUCAAUUGAACUUACGACCCAUUCCUGCUAAACCACUUUUCUUUGAUUUAGCUAUUACAUACUUGGGACAACAAACAGAAUUUGAAAAAACCAAAUUAAAGGUCGAAGAACAGGAUUCUUCAUCUGAGAGCAAGACGAAAGGUUUUUUCCGAAGCUUACUUGGAAGAAGAUAAUAGACCAAUUACUAAAUUAUGUAACCUAUAAAUAAAGAGAGUAUAUACCAGCAUAGAAAGUAAAAAAACGAAAGAAGAUAGAAGACACAAAAAGUUUCAC